Molecule: messenger RNA, 1967 nt
Organism: Haliotis rufescens (red abalone)
Lineage: Eukaryota; Metazoa; Mollusca; Gastropoda; Lepetellida; Haliotidae
Product: solute carrier family 46 member 3-like
Exons: 7
Coding region: 228-1733 (501 amino acids)
Biological process (GO): transmembrane transport
Cellular component (GO): membrane
Molecular function (GO): transmembrane transporter activity
Source: RefSeq, a predicted model, not a curated record
GGCGUGGAGGUAUGCUCUCAUCUUUGUUUUUGCUAACCACGAUAUACAUGUGACUGAAUCGCUGACACAGAUCUAACUGACAUCACCAAUUUCUGACAAUAAGUUUAGGACAGGGCAUUGUCGCUGCAGAGUGCAGUGAUAUGGUUUGCUUAGAAUUCAUGAAGUGGUCGCAAAGUAUUCACAUCAUGGACACUGAAUUGGAUCUUUGACUCACUUACAUCUUCAAAAUGGCCGUUAUUAGAUGUGGCAGACGGCAGUUUGAUCUGAACCUCAUAACAGUUGAACCAGUUUUGUUUCUAUACAUGAUCGGAUCCUUUCUGACAUACCCAACCUUCCAGGCCUUUGUGUUUGACAAGAUCUGCAUUGACAGCUACAACAAGACUUUCUGCACCAGUCUGCAGAACAAGACAUUCCAGGAGGACCACAAAACAGAAGAGGAUUAUGUCCAGUCACAAACGUCCUACUGGAUUUUGAAGAAAAAUGUUGUGGAACUUGUUCCGUCAUGUUUGCUUGUUCUGUUUCUUCUUGGAUCCUGGGGUGACAAAGUGGGUCGGAAACUACCAGUGAUUUUACCCAGUUUGGGAGCAACAUUGUCUUCCAUUGUUAACUUACUCCUGUCCAUUUACCCUUCAAGUAAAGUGGAGUAUGUCUUGAUUGGUGCUGUAGUAAAUGGUUUGUCCGGGGGAUUCCCUGCCCUGCUGAUGUCCGUGUACAGCUACGUGACGCACAUUGCUGAUCCAGCCAAUAAAACGAUGCGAAUAGGGAUCCUGGAGUCCAUGACAUUCUUUGCUGCAACAGUUGGGGUGUUCGUAUCAGGAGUCAUGCUUGACAAUACAAGCUUCGUCUUCGUCUUCGCGUUCAUAAGUGGAAGCUCCUUCUUAGGAAUGUUAUACGCUAUCAUACGUCUAGAGAACAUCACAGCCAACACGACAAGACCCGAGGGUGAGGGUAUCUGCACGUACUGGUGUCUGUCCUCCAUCAAGGAGUCUGGUCGUUGUGUGAUGAAGACGAGGCAAGGGAAGAGAAAUGUCUACAUCUUCUUAGUGCUCAUCAUCUUCAUCAUCCUUGUUAUCGGAACAUCAUGUGAAAUUGACGUCCUUCUCCUGUACACAAGGCGAGCACCUCUCAGCUGGUCACAGACAAGGUUUGGUUACUAUAAGGGUCUGGAGAACUUCACUCGCAGUCUAACCCUCGUCACAGUUCUGCCUCUGUGCAGGAAGUUGAGAGACACCACUUUAGGACUAUGGGGCCUGGCGUCCAAGAUCAUCGGCCUGGUGGUCAUCGGAUUCAGUACACAGACAUGGCUGACAUUUCUAGUGGUAAUAUUUGCCAUGUUUCAAGGCUUUCCAGCAGCUGUUGUUCGGUCACUGAUGUCCAGUAUGGUCAGCAAAGGAGAACAGGGAAGACUGUUUGGGCUGGUUGCUGCAGUGGAGAGCGUUGCAAGCUUGCUGGCAUCCCUCCUCUUCAAUCAGCUCUACCCAGCAUCCCUUGCUUUCUUCCCAGGAUUCAGCUUCCUGCUGGCGGCUGGUCUGUGUGUUAUUGCUGCCGCUAUCAUGCUAUGGCUUCAUCUUGAUCAACGAAGCUUAGUUGACUACAAUAUUCUGCAAGAUGAUCAGACAGACACAGACAGUGUAAACAGACAGAGUAACAGUUGUGUCACUGUCGUUUCAGAGGACUUGGGGGAGGACGGAGUGAAGACAAGCCAAGUGACGGGAGGGCCCGAUCAGAUCUAGGUCAACGUGAUGCUGUGCUAUGUGAGAAGCACCUGACAUUCCAUACACUUCCAGGAAUGUGCCCCUAGUACCACUAGUCACAGAAGAGAAUACCUAACUUACAGAAGAGAGUAUCUAACUUACAGAAGAGAGUACCUGACUUACAGAAGAGAAUACCUAACUUACAGAAGAGGGUACCUGACUUACAGAAGAGAAUACCUGACUUACAGAAGAGAGUACCUGACUUACAGAAGA